AUGGAGAGGAAGAGAAAUAAGCACGCUUCGGUGCUCUUGUGGGCUACUAUGGCUGCAUUGCUUGCUCAAAAUUUGGUCAUUCCAGUCGUGUCUUCAGCCACCUUUGAGGAUCAAAAGACCUCUUACUCUCCAGAGCCAAGGACGGGAACUCCAACCACGGGUUCUCACGUGCCUCCAUUACAUGGUUCUGGCGGAGGCCAUAGAACCCAAACACCUUCUCAUGGGGGAGAAAGCUAUUGCAGUUGCGGGAACCCCCCAAGUGGAGGACACCACCAUACUACUCCUUCUCCUCCCACCGGAGGUGGUGGUGGAUACUAUAACCCCCCUUCAAGCUCUACCCCAACUACACCCACCACUCCAACGCCCACCAUUGUGAGUCCACCCACCAUUUUAAGUCCUCCAACCACGCCAAUCGACCCUGGAACUCCAUCGAUACCAUCACCUCCAUCUGGCGGCGGCCAUAGAACCCCAACACCUUCUCCUGGAGGAGGAAGCUAUGGUGGCACGCCACCAGCUGGCAACUGCGGAAACCCUCCAAGUGGAGGGCACCAACAUACCACUCCUUCUCCUCCCACCGGAGGUGGUGGUGGAUACUAUAACCCCCCUACAAUCUCUACCCCAACUACACCCACCGUUGUGAGUCCACCCACUGUUGUGACUCCACCCACCAUUACUCCAACCACUCCAAUCGACCCUGGAACUCCCAUUACCCCAAUAGACCCCGGAACUCCAUCGAUACCAUCACCUCCUACCGGAGGUGGUGGUGGAUACUAUAACACCCCUCCAAGCUCUACCCCAACUACACCCACCAUUGUGAGUCCACCAACCAUUUUAAGUCCUCCAACCACUCCAAUCGACCCCGGCACUCCGUCGAUACCGUCACCUCCAUUUGGAUUUGAUCCAAACUCACCGCCUUUUACUUGCGAUUACUGGAGGACUCACCCUGGACUGAUCUGGGGACUGUUCGGCUGGUUGGGAACGGUCGGUGGAGCAUUCGGUGUGUCUAGCCUACCUGGGCUCGGAUCCAGCACGAACCUGCUGCAAGCUCUUUCAAACAACCGACCAGACGGGCUCGGAGCACUGUACAGGGAAGGAACAGCUGCUUUACUAAACUCCAUGGUGCACAGGGGCUUCCCUUACACAACAAGCCAAGUUAGAGAUGGUUUUGCAGCUUCGCUUAGCUCAAGCAAGGCUGCAGCAGCUCAAGCUAUGCUAUUCAAGCAGGCUAAUGAGGGAAGAACCAAGCCUAGAGCUUGA
This is a messenger RNA of Fraxinus pennsylvanica, 1257 nucleotides long. Lineage: Eukaryota; Viridiplantae; Streptophyta; Magnoliopsida; Lamiales; Oleaceae. The record is from the annotation of a GenBank genome assembly.